AUGGAUGCGGAUGGUGAAUUCCGUACCUCUUUCACCUCGAACCUGAUGCUCGUUCCAGAGUGGUAUGCAGGGUCGGCUCGCUUUCGGAAGCCUCCUCCAUCAGCGAAGGCCAGAGGCGAUAUGGAACGCUGCUUCCGUGCGUUGAAGAGCGCAACUGGCGGAAAAUCUCCCUUUUGGGGUCGCGGCGGCUCGCCCUUCCCGUAUCUCGACGACUGUCAGCCUGGUCGGCUCCGAUCGCAAAGCAAGCAGUCCGGCGACGGUUUUGACAAGGACCGGGCGGCUGGCAACGAUCUCCCGGGCUGGCCGGAUCGAAGCGAGGGCCGGUCCAGCGGCACGGUGAUCGGAUACGCCGUAAGGCACCACUGCCAGGGCAACGGCUACGCCGAAGGGACGACAAGAGCGGCACACUCGGAGAGUAGCGCCAAGCCAGGCUCCGCUGCGCUGCGCUCAUUGUAA
Moesziomyces antarcticus is the source of this 456-nucleotide messenger RNA. RefSeq lists its product as uncharacterized. The transcript has 4 exons. NCBI's taxonomy places the organism in Eukaryota, Fungi, Basidiomycota, Ustilaginomycetes, Ustilaginales, Ustilaginaceae. The record is from RefSeq and is a predicted model, not a curated record. Bases 1 to 456 code for a protein of 151 amino acids.